AUGAGGAUGUCCUCAGAACAUCAACAGAAAAUGGAGAAGAGAGGUUUUCUGUCCACUGGGGCUGUGGAGGUGCGGCCCUCCAUGAACCCUGCAUUGGUCGGGGCCUCCGUGACGCUGUCUCUGUCUCCGCCCAUGGCUCUGAACAGUGGCAGCUGGGCAGUGGGGGGGUCCCUCAUCCUCACCUGGACCGGGGCCCAGCAGGCCAUCUUCCCCAGCCACACGGGCCGGGCCGCGGUGGACGUCCAGACCGGAGCGCUCACCCUGACCUCCGUCACCGUGGCCGACUCGGGACUCUACGCUGUGCAGAGCGCGAACCCCACGCUGCAGGCCAGCGCUUCCCUCUCUGUUUAUGAGCUCAUCUCCAAUGUGACGCUGAAAGCCAAUCGGACCGACCUGAUGGAGUUCAACAGUUCGGCCGUCGUUACCUGCUCCGUCUCCACUGGAUCCUCUCUCUCUUUCCUCUGGCUGAACAGCAGCUCUCAGGUUACAGGAAGUGACAGAGUUCAGAUCACUGAUGGAAACUCCACUUUAACUAUAAUUAAUGUGACGCGCUACGACCAGGGACCCUUCAGCUGCCGUGCGAUCAAUCCUGUCAGUAAUGGCGCCAGUGCUCCAGUAAACUUCACCAUCAACUAUGGUCCGGAUAACAUGGCGCUGACAGUCAAUGGACAGAACACGACUUCCUUUUCCGUCGGAUCCAAUCUGACCCUGCUCUGUUCAGCCCAGUCCGGCCCUGAGGCCCGGCUGCAGUGGGCGUUCGGAGGAGAGACUCUGAACACCACGGGUCCUCUGUUGGAGCUGCUCAGUGUCAGCGAGAAGCAAAGCGGGUCGUACUCCUGUCUGGCCUCGAACCAUCGCACCAACGUGAACAGCAACAUCACCACAAACAUCAUGAUAGCAAAGUCUCCGUCGUCAGGAUCUGAACAACGAGCAGUGGAUGUGGGUCUGCUGUCCCUGCUGCUGUUGGUCGGGGUCCUGUCCUCAUUGCCCGAUGUCGGUGGCUCCUUCAGUCGAUGAAUGACUCUGAUGCAGUGAAAUAAAUCAGAUCCAGUGAACCGUAAAACCAUAAUACAUAAUUUAAAACUAAUUAUAUGUGUCUUUAAUUCUUUUUUUGUAUUCACCAAAGAAAUUAUGAAUACAAUAUUAUUGUUAUAAUCAAAUUUGAUCAAGAUUAGUUAGAUCAAAGUAUUGUAUCUUUGACCUAUUUGUGUGUCAUGUGUACUAAUCAAACAAGGAAAUCUGGCUGAUAAGGAGUACUGAAAACACUUUGCACAACCUCAUACCUCAAAUAAACAAUGACACAUGGGUUGAGUAACUGUACUACCCAGACAAAAAAAAUAUUCCAUUGUACCCAUAAUAAAAAAAUGCCACUGCACGGUUUAA
Messenger RNA from Trematomus bernacchii (emerald rockcod), 1383 nucleotides. RefSeq names its product carcinoembryonic antigen-related cell adhesion molecule 1-like. The record is from RefSeq and is a predicted model, not a curated record. The transcript has 6 exons. Bases 1 to 1017 code for a protein of 338 amino acids. NCBI's taxonomy places the organism in Eukaryota, Metazoa, Chordata, Actinopteri, Perciformes, Nototheniidae.